AUGCUGGCAACAUUGGCUCUUAUCGUCAAAUGUUCCCUUUUGAAGCCUAUUCAUGAUACAAUUAUCUAUCAAUAUAAGAAUAAUCUACCACUCUACUACGUACCGAAUCAUAUAUGCAGUAUUAUGAGUAUGAACUCAUUUAAUGUUAUAACAUUUCCUGUAGCUUGCUGUCUGAUACUCAUCUGCAUUGUGAUAACAAAAAGGAUCUCGUUAUUACCUCAUCAAUGCCAUGGAUAUGUGGCACCGCCCAUACCAGUCGAUUUUCUCUCCCAUAUCGACCGGAAAUUUGCGUCCAUGAUUUUUGCCAUUUGUGCUGAUGAACUUUUUGAUAUUGUCAGACGCUUUUUUAGUAAUCGUUCAUCGACGAACAGGGAAGGCAUCAUUCUCCAAUAUCUUGAACGCAUCCUCGAAGUUGUGAUUAUUGGCCUUCGUUAUUACCCACUCUUGGCCACAGUCUAUCUCGAUACGGCUUUAGCAUUGGCCUGUGGCACAAUAUAUGCCUGGCUCGAUUUUUCUAUCACCAUCGCCAAUCAAGCGAUGUGUACAUCGGAUUACUAUUUUACUCUUGACGAAUAUAACACUUCAGAUAAUGACAGUUCAUUGAUUGAGAAACUCGAGUAUUAUGGUACAGACUCACAGCUAUUAGUUCUUCAACUAUGUACUGAUAUUCCGAGAUUCUUGUGUUUGGCCUAUGUUGGUAUAAAAUUGCCAGCUUUAUUGAUCAGUAAGAUUUAUAAACAGCUGAGAAAAGACUCAUUGUCUCUUGAAGAUCAAAUUUUACUGAAAUUGACCCGCGAAGAACGCGUAAUAUUACGCGCAUCGCAGCCAGAUUCGUCUGAAAUGCUCUAUCUACAAAAUCUUUUCCGUUCACCCGAUCAACGACUAUGUACUCAGCAUCGGUUUGGUCGACUUAUACCAAAAUGGAUCUACGAAUGGCGAGAUGAUUUCUAUUUUUCUGCCCGUGUUCUCUGUGUCUAUUCAGCAACGAUUCUUCUGAUAUUUUUCAUCACUGUGCAAGCGUGUGUACAAAUUCUACCAACUUUACAUUCUAUCCAAAAAAUAAUUCAAGAUUUUUUCGAUCUUCUGUCAUCUUUCGACAAUACCGAUGAAGAUAUUAUGUUUUCAGCUACGGAAAGUAAACCAACAAACUCUCAAUUUCCAGUGCCAAACUUAGAACGACCCUAUGCAUUAGCAGUAGUAACAACUGUGCUCAUCAUAGUCGUUCAGUCGCUUGUAUUGCUAGCAAACAUUCAUCGAAUCCUAUUGCAAUCAUUUCGUGGAGAUGAUAGCGAAAUUCCACGACGAAAACCAUCAAAAUAUAUCUCAUAUGCCACUGGAAAUAUGUAUUUCGCUGGAUACUUUAUUGGUUAUCUUAUCUGGGGUUAUAUUCUCAUUGCAGUUUUUGCAAGUCUUCUAUGGAUUUCUUUCGAGGCUUUAAUUGUCUAUCGCAAUGCUCAACUCUUAGAGUCAAUUCUCAAAACUAUUAUUCCUUCGCUUUUGUUAAUUAAUUUCAAGGCAUAUCUAAAUAAGAUCCUAGCUCAAUACGUUUUCCUUCAACAUGCUGGUAAAGUGCUUGCCAUGAAAAAUCGUCGAAUUAGUACAGCUUCGCCAAAUCUUUUUUUCGCCGACUCCAACUUCGCCGAAUAUAAUUUUCGCCGACGCCUAUUUUCGCCGACUCCAACUUCGCCGAAUAAAAAUCUUGACCGAAAAAUAUCGAAUCAAAUUUGA
Messenger RNA from Rotaria socialis, 1728 nucleotides. Lineage: Eukaryota; Metazoa; Rotifera; Eurotatoria; Philodinida; Philodinidae. The record is from the annotation of a GenBank genome assembly.